Messenger RNA from Salvelinus namaycush (lake trout), 1837 nucleotides. RefSeq names its product pancreas/duodenum homeobox protein 1-like. Gene Ontology annotation, cellular component: nucleus. The record is from RefSeq and is a predicted model, not a curated record. Gene Ontology annotation, biological process: type B pancreatic cell differentiation; regulation of transcription by RNA polymerase II. Bases 190 to 960 code for a protein of 256 amino acids. Gene Ontology annotation, molecular function: DNA-binding transcription factor activity, RNA polymerase II-specific; RNA polymerase II cis-regulatory region sequence-specific DNA binding. Lineage: Eukaryota; Metazoa; Chordata; Actinopteri; Salmoniformes; Salmonidae. The transcript has 2 exons.
AACAGUGAGACCAAUGGCUUAGGUGCAACAGGGUCACAUGGUAAUGACACACCUGUCCAGGGCCUAUAGCGGCGCCAGGCGCACGAGCAGCACAGGUAGAGCAGAGCACAAGGUUCCACGCUGCGUAGGCUAUAGGGCGCAGGUACGUGUGCACACACACCCGUUGGAUAGCCCUGGCCCUCGACAGUCAUGAAUCGAGAAGAGCACUACUAUUCUCCCGCGCAGCUGUUCAAGGACUCCUGCGCCUACCAGAGACCACACAGCGAGGACUACAGCCACAGCCCUCCGCCCUGCCUCUACAUGGCCCGGCAGGCUCAGUCCGUCUACUCCUCGCCCUCCAUCGGAGGGCUAGACCAGGCGUGUCUCCCUGACAUUGCUCCGUACAGUAUUCCCCUGCGAGAGGACCCGGGUGUGCCGCAGCUCCACCACCCCCAGGCGCCCCAGCAGACUCUACAGCCAGGGCCAGGGGGUUACGAAUACCCGGGGGGGUUGGCUCUGUGUGCCGAUAGGAACAAAUAUCACCUGCCUUUCCCCUGGAUGAAAACCACCAAGUCUCACGCGCACACCUGGAAGGGACAGUGGGCAGGCCCCUACAUGGUGGAGGCGGAGGAGAACAAGCGGACAAGGACGGCCUACACGCGAGCCCAGCUCCUGGAGCUGGAGAAGGAGUUCCUGUUCAACAAGUACAUCAGCAGGCCGCGGCGUGUCGAGCUGGCCCUCACCCUCAGCCUCACAGAGAGACACAUCAAGAUCUGGUUCCAGAACCGACGGAUGAAGUGGAAAAAGGAGGAGGACAAGAAGAGAGUGAGGGGGGUCGACCCCGAGCAGGACUCGUCCAUUACGUCAGGAGACUUGAACGAUGAGGCAGGGGUGGGAGUCGGGGGGGCAGGACAUCCCACCACGACACCCCCCUCACCCUUACACGCCCAUUCCAUGUCAGGUUCUAGAGACUCGGCCUAGCAGGGCUGAUAUGGAUGGAUGAAAACUGGACAGACACUCAGGAAAGGGGACGCUCUGAGGCUGCGUUAAGACAGGCAGCCGAAUUCUGAUAUUUUUUCAGUAAUUGGUAUUUUGAUCAAUCAGCUCAGCUCUGAAAAAGACCUGACGUGCAAAGAUCUGAUGUGAUUGGUCAAAAGACCAAUUAGUGCAAAAAAUAUCAGAAUUCGGCUGCCUGUGUGAUCGCAGCCUCAUUCAAACAGACUCGGUUGGUAUUAUUCAUGUACAUUAUCGGCGGUGACAGAUUGAAGAGAGGUGAAAGGCGAGGACUGCAGGUUCAUUGUCUGCGAUAUCAUCAUUCUGCGACUGAACUCUAACCUCACGUUGUCGUGCUGAGGACAUGCGGGUCAUGCACUGAUGAUGAUAGUUGGCAUUGGACAUACGUGUACAAACCCACUGCUCUGGUCUGCAGCCUCUCGUUGCGUUGCCAGAAGAGGGCAGCACCCACUGCCUGGAGAGACAGUUGUGAGACAGACCACACAACUCUGUUGAGAGCUACGUCGGGCAUCUAGCCUACUUUGAUUGCUUUACUAAAAUCAAUGCACUUCAGAUAUUUUCUCUGAAAAUGUUGGCAGUGUACAACCAAGUUUAAUUUAUGUAUGUAAAUAUAUGCAGUCUAUGCACGGGACAUGAUUCUGUCAAUAUUGCCAAUACUGAUGCAUUUUCUGAUAAGUUGUUAUAUGACAUAAAUGAGUCAAUCACACCAAUUAUAUAGCCUAUUUAUGUACUUAAUGUUAUCACAUCAUUGAUGUCUUAAUGAUAGGCACUGUGAAUAAUGUACUGUAUUUUGAAUUCUUUAUUAAGCUAUAAAGUUCAAGUUUGAAAUCAGAAUAAAGUAAAA